Manduca sexta (tobacco hornworm) is the source of this 3389-nucleotide messenger RNA. It is a transcript of the gene NGR-A16, whose product is annotated as orexin receptor type 1. Gene Ontology annotation, cellular component: membrane. The record is from RefSeq and is a predicted model, not a curated record. Bases 409 to 1782 code for a protein of 457 amino acids. Gene Ontology annotation, biological process: G protein-coupled receptor signaling pathway. Gene Ontology annotation, molecular function: neuropeptide Y receptor activity. The transcript has 8 exons. NCBI's taxonomy places the organism in Eukaryota, Metazoa, Arthropoda, Insecta, Lepidoptera, Sphingidae.
GCCAGUUGUUCGGUGAACUUCGCGUGAGGCGCUUGUGUUUGAACACUGGCGGGAGAUUCGAAAUUAUUCGACGAACAUUCCUUUUUCGAAAAAAUGUUUGCUUUUUUUCUACGCAGAUAGAAUCGCUGUUUCUUUUUCAAAUAAGUGUUUGAGUAAAGUUGUUCUAAUUUCAAUUUUUUUUUUAAAGUUUUACUUUUUUUAUUUUUUACCGUCUACAAAGAUUUUAUUCUUAUGUUUAAGAAGUUUUUAAUAUUUGAUUAUUUAUUUAUUUUCGACUAGUGUUUAAUUUGUUUUGGUAAAGUGUGAGUGGACAUUUUUAAACAAAACAUUAGUUCUGUUUACGUGAAAAUUUAAAUGAAGCCACCUAAUGAUACCAUGAUUUGAAAAGAAGAAAAAAAGACAUUCAAAAUGCUUAACAAAAGCAUAAACAUAUCAAUUCUACUCCUAAUUAUCGUUGAAUCUUCAACGUCGGAAAUUAUAGAAGACAACAUAACAAGAGAACCAAUUAAAGCAACCGAAUUAAAUAGAAGAAUUAUAAGAUUAAUAGAAAUCAAAGAAAGCAAUGAAGAUCUCCCAAACAGAUAUAAAAGAAGUUUACCAGAGAACGACAAAGAACCUCCAGAAACAAAAGAAAACACGACGGAAGAAUGCGUAGGAGCAGCGGAGUUUUGCAAUAUGACCAAAGAAGCAUACAUUGCCAUGCUUCAAGAAUACAUAUACCCACAGACGUAUGAAUGGGUGUUAAUAGCUACUCAUUCCAUAGUCUUCCUUACUGGACUAAUAGGGAAUGCCUUGGUCUGCAUCGCCGUCUAUAGAAACCAUUCUAUGAGGACCGUGACGAACUACUUCAUCGUGAAUUUGGCCGUGGCGGAUUUUAUGGUGAUACUUUUCUGCCUGCCAGCUACGGUGCUGUGGGAUGUUACUGAGACAUGGUUCCUUGGAGACGUGCUGUGCAAAAUGCUGCUUUAUUUUCAGUCUGUGUCCGUGACGGUGUCCGUUCUGACGCUGACGUUCAUCUCGGUGGACCGCUGGUACGCGAUCUGCUUCCCGCUCAAGUUCAAGUCGACAACCAGCCGCGCCAAGACCGCCAUACUCAUCAUAUGGAUCAUGUCUCUGUCUUUCAAUUCACCAGACCUGGUGGUGCUGAAGACCGACAAGCCAGUUCCUCUAAGGUUCGAGUUGGAGUACCUGGUGCAGUGCAUCGCGACCUGGUCUUCGCAGGCUGACCUGGUGUGGCAUAUCUUGAAAGUGGUGUUCAUAUACACGAUACCACUCCUGCUGAUGACUGUGGCGUACCUUCAGAUAGUGCGGGUCCUGUGGCAUUCAGACAAGAUUCCAGGCCAGGCCGAGACCAUCAAACUAGCCCCGGCUGAACAGACUCAACUGCGUUCCCGCAGGAAGGCAGCAAAGAUGUUAGUAGCUGUUGUCGUCAUGUUCGCGGUGUGUUACUUCCCUGUUCACCUCCUGUCUGUGUUGAGGUACACUUUAGACAUGGAACAGAGCGACGCCAUUACUUUCUUAGCGCUAGUCUCUCACGUCAUGUGCUACGCGAACUCCGCCGUCAACCCACUAAUUUACAACUUUAUGAGCGGUAAAUUCCGCCGUGAAUUUCGCCGUGCUUUCUGCUGCUCGUCAAGGCCGGUUCACGAGAACUUCACCAGCCUCACGCGCGUCACUACAUCCAAGAAGAAGGAACAGAGUUGCGACAAAAGCUUAAGUCAAAGGAACGUUAGCAAUACCACGUUUAUUCAGAAUGGAUUUAAGAGUGGAUAUUACGCUUAGAAAUUGUGAUACAGUUAAUUUUUACAUACAUACAUACAUAGUAUCGCGCCUCUAUCUUAUAAGAGUAUGCAGAGACUAUGGAUUGCUAAUUUUUACGAUUCUUACGUACUUCUCUCGCUUCCUCCACCUUCAUCAAUCUUUUCAUGCAUUCCUGCCGGUUCCGGAUACUUUUGACCUGACGUUUACUGAGAGUAUCAGAUAUUCAUUCGAAGGUUCGAUGUGGUCGACCCCUACCGGCUCUUCCAUCCACAUUCGCCUUAUAAACCCUCUUUGUCAGUUUCCCAUCAUCCAUCGUCUCCAAAUGCCCAAACCACUUUAGCAUACCCAUUAAUUAUGUAAAAUGAUAAACUUAAUCAUUUACUCUGGUUUUGUAUAAAUUAAGGACUUCAAAUACAAAUGAUUACAUCAUGAGAAGGAACACUCUUGGUGGAAAGUGGGGUGCCAUGGAUGACCCCUCUGUCUACCCUUUCAGGGAUAGAGGCGUAAUGUUUUUCAAAUACAAAUUAUAGUAAUUUAUAGCAAAAGGUGUUACAAAUACUCCAAAAGAUUAUUCUUAAGUAUUUAAAAAAUCUUGUGAGUCAGGAUUUAGGCGGGAAAAAAUAGUGACACACUGAUUUCCACGUGGGCGAAGUCUCGGGCACUGCUAGUUCUGAAAGUAUCAAGAUAUGUUACCUUGACCACAGGUCUUUGCGGGUUGGGGGGGGGGGGGACCAGGUUGCUACCUGGGCUCGGGCUGCCGCCCGAGGCACUUACAGGAGCUUCGCGUUGCCUUGGAAGACCUUUUUUACAAAAGAGAAGUUUCGGAGUCCUUUGUUUUACUCCACCCGUAACCUCGCGUCGUUUUUAUCUUGGUUUCGUCUCAGGCCUCGCGUUGUUAAGGCCGCCACUGUUUCGACGAUGGCUUUUAUAAUACCUUUUAACUGUUUUAUUCUACUGCAAAUUGUUUACUCUGUGUUGUAAGAUCUAAGUCAAAUAGAAUAAGUGUUAUGAUUUAUUAUGUUUAGUGCAGCCCUCAUGAUCACGCGGCAGACUGAGGUGUAGGUGGACGAAAACGUCACUUACAAUAUCUACAUACAUUUUACAAUUUAAAAAUAAUAUUCAAAGUCUGAUUUACGCAGAAUGAACUCACACUAUUUUCAUGACAAAAUUGAAAAAAAAGAAAAAUGUAGGUAGAUAUUGUAACUGGCUUUUUCGAUGACCAACACCACACUCCUCCCGUGACUAUGAAUGGUGCAGUCUUCGAAACAUCGUGAAAAAAUUUAAAUAUCAAUACUGCGAUAGAAUCCCAAAACUAGUUUAAUUUCGAAGAAUAGGUGUUAAAUAUAAGUUAUGUUAUAAAAUUAUACCUGUAUUCUAUAGUGUCCCACUGCUGGGCUUGUACUACUGAGAGGGCUUCGGCCUUAGUCCACCACGCAGAUUUACUGUGGGUGUCAACCUGGUAUUUUCAACUUUUACCUUCAAAUUUUUCAUGAAAAAUUUUUAGGUGUGCAGGCUUUUUCGGGAUCUACGCAUGAUUUGUAAAAAGUUAUUCUGUAGAAUCAAUUAAUUUGUCUAUAAUACCGAUGUGAUUAUUUUAAUAUGUGUAUUUAUAAUAAAUAUUUGGAAUA